AUGCAUUUUACACUUUUGUAUCCAGAGGGAGAAAAGUGGAAAGAAAUAAAGAAGGCUGCAUUGAAGUCUGUAGUCAGAGGGAAUUUGGAAGAAGAUGAUAUGAGUUCUUUAUCAAAAGAUUCAGAGGACUACAAGAAUUAUAUCAUGGUGAAAAGGAACUAUGCCAGAGUUGUGAAGCAGAUAGAGAAGGGGGAAGUGUAUGAUUUUUAUUCUCAAAGGAGACGAUUCAAAAGAAAAAUUCAUUCUUUGUCAGAGUUCAAUAGAUUCAAAGUGGUUGCAAUACUGAAAGAUGGCAGUCGAUCCUACUUAUUUGAAGAUGGUAGGUACAAAGAAAUAGGACAGACCACUAGAUACCAGAGAUGCCCUUUCUGCAACGAGAACAUUGCUUCGGAGGAGAUAAACAACCAUCUGAGAGCAAAGACAUGCAAUAGGGAGCUAGAAUCCGACGAAGGGGGCAGAGUAACUGUUAUCUUUGACAAAGGAAUUAGAACAGAGUAUGAAAGUUUGGAAUUCAACUGCAACAAUGUUAGAAUGCUUAAGAAGUUUGUUUACGAUAAAACAGGGAUAUCUGUGAGCAAACAGGAAGUUUAUAGAGGAGAAACAGUCUUAAAGAAUAGUGAUAGCUUAGGCAGAGAAACAGUCAUAAUAAAACAGAAGAAGAGGACACAAAAAAAUAGCGGAUAA
Molecule: messenger RNA, 684 nt
Organism: Encephalitozoon intestinalis ATCC 50506
Lineage: Eukaryota; Fungi; Microsporidia; Unikaryonidae
Exons: 1
Coding region: 1-684 (227 amino acids)
Source: RefSeq, a predicted model, not a curated record